Mesorhabditis spiculigera is the source of this 2454-nucleotide messenger RNA. The record is from the annotation of a GenBank genome assembly. NCBI's taxonomy places the organism in Eukaryota, Metazoa, Nematoda, Chromadorea, Rhabditida, Rhabditidae.
AUGCAAAAGCCGAAGAAACCUAGUAAGAAGCCGAAAGCCGCCGAGCAAGAAGCCAAACCACUGAAACCUAAACAAAAACGCUCCCUGAAACGUUUCGAGAAGCAAAAGCGAAAGAAUGUGCGCCAGACGGUUGAAGAAAUUGUGAAAGAAUACGACUCGUUGAAAGAGAAGCCCACGACAGCCUUUCGAACAUUCAACGAUUUUCCGCUUUCGACGGCCACGAAAAGUGGAUUGGACGAAGCGGGAUUCAUCACGCCGACCGAAAUCCAACGGGAUUCGCUGCCCCACUCAUUGCGGGGUGCUGAUUUGAUUGGGGCGGCCAAGACGGGAAGCGGAAAAACCCUGGCCUUGGUCAUUCCGUUGCUCGAGAAUCUGUGGAGGAAUCGAUGGACUCAUGAUGAAGGGUUUUUGAAGCGCCAAGGCAUCGAACUCGGAAAGGAGAAGCCCACUAAACCUUCGGUCGAAUUUUCUGCUGGAAAUGGUUUCGGCGAUUUGGUUGACGAUAUUGCUGCAGAUGAUUUGUUUGCCGUCAAGAAAAAGGACAUUUUUGCGGUCGAGGAAGAGGCCGAGGCAGAGCCGGAAGAAGAAACGAAACCGCAGAAGAAGGGCCGCAUCCUGACGAAAGAGGAAUUGGCUCGUAAAAUUUUGAACAAGAACGUCAAGGUGAACACACGUACGGUAUUCGAGGACCCGGAAGAUAGCGAUGGAGAAGGUGAAAGGGAGGUUGAUAGACCAGCUGCUGGCCCGUCGGAAGGAUUGGAUAUCGAAGAGGCCAAGAAGGAAAAGGCGCUGAAGGACAAGACCAAAAAGACGGAAGACGACGAGCUGGAGCUGGGAGACGAUGAUGAUAGAAGUGAUGAUGAGGGUCCGGACCUAUCAUGGCUUCCGAAACCGGUCGGCUACGAUAGUGAUGAAGAAGACGAUUUGCCGGCCGAGUACGACCCCUCGCUGGACACGAAACUCGAGGAGAAGAGGGCCAAGGCACUCGACAAACAAAAGGAUGACGGUCUACUAUCCAACGCAAAAGAUCGGACCGAGCCCGUCACGCAGAUCACUCGCUUCAAACGCCCGAUCUACGGCGCUACUUAUCGCAGUGACGGCGAAUUGAUUGCCAUUGGCGGAGACGAGGGGAAGCUACGAAUAUUUGAUGCACAAAGAGGGAGCUCCCGUCAAAAGGGGGCGCUUCGUGUGGCCAAGUCCGGCGAUGCUAGUCUGCACACCAUCCGCUUCAGCGCUUCUGGCAAAACGGUAUUCUCGAUGGCCGAUGACGGCGUUGUGAAACAGUUUGAUGUCAUCGAUACGUCGUCCGAAGCUUUAUUUUCCUUCAAGGCUCACAAGGAUUCAAUCAGAUGUGGAGCGGCCUCGUCGGCAAACGAGCAUCUGAUUUUGACGGGCAGCUACGAUCAAACGGUGAAAUUGUGGGAUACUCGCGUCGAUCCGAACACCGCUGGGGCACAAAUUACGAUGAGCGUCGGGGCUCCAGUGGAAAAUCUGCUCUAUUUGCCGAACGAGAAUUUGAUUGCUACUGCGGCAGGGAACACUGUUCAAAUCUGGGAUAUCCUGGCUGGUGGCCGUCUUCUGACGCCUCUGCAGAUCCAUCACAAGACUGUUACUAGCCUGUGCUUGGCGGAACAUGGUAAAGUGCUACUGACCGGAGCCAUUGACCGCCGGUUUAAUGUUGUCAACCUUGCCGACUUCAAGACGACCUGCUCGUUGACAAUGGCGAACCCAGUGCUGGCGAUUGUCAUCUCGCCAGAUGAUGAGACGAUGGCUGUUGGUCAGGGAAACUUGCUGACGUUGCACAGACGAGCACCAGAGGCCGAUCGUUUUACGAGUUUGGACAAGACGAAUGAAAAAUCGGUGAUGCGUGCCAGCGCUCCGGCUGUUGUUACAAAAGUUAAAGGUGGCGAGAAAGAGGUGGUUGAGCUGACUGCAAAACAAGCGGAUCAGUUUUACUUGCCGAAAUUAGACCGACUGCUGCGUAGCUACGAACACCACAAGGCCGUCGAAAUGAUUUUUGGCCACUCGGAUUUACACGUGAAGAAAGUUGACUAUGUGGUUGGUAUCUUGAGAAGAAUUGCCUAUCGCGGUGCAUUGCGUCCCGCAUUUGCCGGCCACGGAGCGCAACGACAAUUGGCAAUUUCCAAGUUCUUGUGCCGCAACUUAUUCGUCCCGCCGUACUUUGAUACAAUCCUCGCCGUCACGGAAGCCGUUUAUGAAGUGUUUGCCGAAGAAGAAAUCACCCCGAAAGUUGUCCACCAGUUGAACCGUUUGCGGGAUUUUGUGCGACGUGAACUAGAGGUGCAGAAAGAAAUCUCGCAGAUGGCCGGAUCGUUGGAAUUGGUACUCCGGGGCGCAGAACACGGUUCACAGGCCAAGAAAAUCGAAGAAGAUUUGGAAGUUUUCGGUGCGCCUGUUGUCGUUUCACUUCGCUUGAACCCGAACGCAACGGCA